CCAUGUAUUUCCAACUGUGAUUCAACCUGCUUGCUCUACCUGAGCCUGUUUGUGUGGCAGCAGUGCCACCUCCUGCUGAGCUCAGCACAGAGCACAUUAGCAGCCUGUCAUGCUGCUCCUGCUGCUGAGAGGAUUACACAUCAUAUCUACUGUACAUGACCGAGGUGACCCGAGGAGGCAGAUUGGGACUGAUGAAUGACACCUGCAUGCAACAAAUUACCCCCACUUUAUACUCGAGCCAUGCGAAUCAAACAGCAUUAUUUUCCAUUUUAUUCGACACUAUAAUGUAACAGUGAGAGAAAGUCAGCCUCACGUGUGCUACCGUACUGUUAAAAUCAACUCUCCAUGCGUAAUUGAGCCACUGCAGCGCACGAGGCGACGGCAACAUCUGCGAGAAAAACUAAUUCAGGGAGAAACCAGAAAAUGGGUUAAAAAAUCAGUUUGUGUCCCUCGCCUGCAGCACCCAGAAGUGAACAGCAGGCGACCCGGAAGGUUUGAAGUCCGACUGAGAGCGAGCAGAAAGAAGAGUCCAAUCCUGUAUAAAAUAUUUCUUCUCUCGCUGCUUCAGGUAUGUUGGCCGCUCGAUGCAAAAACCUCUCCCUCCUUUUUAGCUCUUUUUCUCUCACAUGCACCUUUCCCAUCUCGCUUCGUCACCCCUUUUUUUAUUUAAGUGACGCAAAAGUUGCAUUAAAAGGAGACUAUUCGCAGCGCAGAGGUGUUCAAAGAUUUCGUUUCUUCUUUCCGUGCGAAUAAAAACUCUCAUUACGCGCCCGGAAUUCACGUCGACGUUUGGAUUUAUGGCUCGGCAGCUGCAGAGCAUUGAGCUUCAGCAUGAUGAUUGUUGUAGGAAGUGUCAGGCUGUGUUUUUUUUCCUCCUCCUAAAGCCGGGCUAUUCAAACCUGCAAAUCAAAGUAAACAAUCGUUCGUACGCCUUAUGCAAAUAAGCCACAUCCCGACGCAUCGCCCGAGCGUUUCAAUGCAUGAGGAGAUUCAGCUCCUUAUAAUAUUCGGAUCUGCAGAAUAUGGCGUCCACUGCUUAUAAAAAUAAGACAGGGCUGCCAUUUUUGUUUUCCUUUUGUCUGAAAAUUUUUAAUAAACUGUCUGAGAAUGUGGGAGAGGCGGCGGACAGAGCGAGGCGCUGCGGAGGACAAGAUGAUGCUCUCAUUUACAGCUAGGUUACUCAUCCGCUUCUCUGUCUUUUAUUUUGGUGAAGGAGGGAUAAUUCAGCACAUCAGACACAGAAAGAGGAAAAAAGGCAAAAAGUUAAGCCUAACUUUUGCCUCAGACUUGUUUCUUUUUUUGUCAAUCUGAGUGUAAUGGCUAAAUUUUUGAGUAGUUUGAGUGAAGCUGCAGAGAGGAGGCUUCAUUCACACUCUGAUUAUAAAUAAACUAUGUUAACUCUGCUGUUAGGAUUCAUAUCAAACCUACAAAAACAUCACCCACACUUAUAAAAACUGUCCUUACAGAGUCUACAGCAAGUUAGCCUUACAUUACUUCACUCCCACUCCCUUUAUGUUUUGUUGGUAGGUUGUUCCAGUUUGCUUUUUAAAGCUACUGUAAGGAGUUUUUGACUUUGAUGCCACAAACACAAACAAGAUCACCAGCAAUAGCUUUGUCCUUAAUAACUCCUCAUGCCUAUGACUGCUGUUAUAGUUAGUGGAUGUCAGAUGAGAUUUACAGCACGGUGAAGAAAACCUACCCUAUUUUUCGCACUAUAAGGCGCACACAUAGACUGUAUAUACUAUGGACAACUUGGUUCCGCCUACCGCCAGUUUACGGAUUUGAAGCCAAAAAACUGUCCGUUUUUUCUGGGAUUUUUCUUAAUUUCCUGAAACAGUGCUGCGCAGUAGCAAUGCACGCCCGUCAGUGUGAUGGCGCUCGGCUCAAACAGCGUAUCCCCCCCGGAUGAGCUACGCAAUCCCCGAACGCCAACUCUCGGCGACUCUCCCGCCAAAUGCGCACAACGCUACUGCGUAAUAUUGGUUUCGGAAAAUGAAGAAAAAUCGGCUUCAAAAAAUUUCGGCUUCAAAUCCGUAUACAGGCAGGAGGCGGAACCAAGUUGUCCAUAGUAUAUACAGUCUAUGGCAUAACUUUUAAAAGAAAGCUGGAUGUCUUUUUUGUCAUAAACAUGACCUAUGAAUGUGCAGGACAACAUUAGCAAAAAGAUAAGCAGUAUCACUUUAAAAAAUCUUUUUGAUUUUGCACCUUACUAAAUUUUUUUAUCCUUCACGUCUGCAGUUUAAUGCCUAUGAGUCCCACUGAGCAUUUUUUGGUCUAAAAGAGGUCUAACAGACGUCUAAAUGUAGCCAAGACGACUGGUCUAAAAUCAGACUACCACAGGUCUAAAAAUAAACGUUUUUUAGACAUCUAAAUUUAGACCGAGUUCAGACUAAAUCUAUGUCUGGGCUAUAUCGAUACUACACUGUAUAUUGGUCAACGGCUAUCAUAAUUAUUUUGGUUAAGUACUUGGAGAUCAGUUAUGCAACUCACAGUUGCUUUUUUAAAUAAAUAGUUAUCCAAUAAUGGGUUAAAGUGCAACAUCUAAAUUUGUCUAAAAAUAUACAGAAUCUAGACGGUUGAAAUUAGGUCUAAAAAAACUGGACAUCUAAUAGUCGUCUAUUGCUCAGUGGGGUGGAUGAAUUUCAAAGUAAGCAGUAAAGCCUGUUUUUAAGAUUUUUCCCAAUGUGACCGACCAAAAGUUAUUCUUUCAGGCUCAAGUUGGCCACAGUAAUUAAAAAUAAUAAUAAUAAUAAUAAUAAUAAUAAUAAUAGAGCUCCAGCAUUAAAGCUUGUUAAUUAUUAGUGUAUCAGACCAAAGUACAGAUUCAAUAUGGAUUGAAUAAAUGAAGCAGUUCAGCAAAUGUACUGAAUCUGAUCCACUAUAAAUCAAGCAAAUACUAUUUAAUAUUAAUUGCAUUAUAGUCUAGCAUCUUUAAAAAUAAAAUGUUCACACUUUUACAUGUUUAACAUCUAAAGAAAAUGAAAAACAAAAACAGACUUUUUACAUACAGCAUCUUGUGCACUGGGAUGUUAUAAAUAGAGAUGAAAUCAGUUAAUUUAAUAAAAUUAAAAUGCAGAUUAUUUAAAUGUCCAAUAACAGCCCUUUUAGUGUAGGAUGCACCUGCAUUGAAAAAACAAGUUUAUUUACCUUAACCUCAAUAGCUGUAUAAGCAGUAUUAAUCUAUUCAGCUUGAUAGAGACCUAGCUGUUGUUCUCCAAGAUACAAAAUCAGGUUUAACCGUCUCAAGUGCUCCCCAAAGUUGUGCAGUCAAGACUACUAUGGUUAUGGUCCUUGCUAAAGUUGGAAGGACUCGUAUAGUGUGAAGGACUCCUGUACAGUAAAGCCUUAGAGGGACUGCAUAGGAACUGUUGACCAUACAUCUCUGCCAUUUAUCAUUUACGGUGAAGACUGUCAGAUUAAAAGUGACAAAGAUGUCCAGCAAGUCUUAAUCCUGCUCCUGUGAGGCAGAGAGCCUCCAGGAAGUGAAAGUGAUCCCCUCUGGCAUCAUUGGAGAAAUAUUCUGUGGGGUUUACUGUACGCCUGUACCUCUGAACGUAUCAAUUUUGUUUCUCUUGGCCCGCAGACGGGGACUGUGUUAUGCUUCUGCUAAACCAAACAGACUUAGGAAUGGUGAAGUGUGCCAAAACACGCAGAGUUAAAUGUUUUAUAAAAAGAACUUCAGAGACGAGAGGGAGAGAAAGGCCUUAAAGAUCAUAUAUUCAAGAAAACAGCUCCAUGUAAUAAAAGAAUGAGGAUUCAGCCCUUAUAGCCUUUACCCCCCUUUUCUAUUUACACCAAAAAGAGCGUCAUUCAGUCACAUCCUCUUUGUCAAUCAAUGCUUUUUAUGUAAAAGUAUGUUUCACUUACCUUACUACUUUAUACAGGUCCUGUUUUGCUCCAACGGUUUGCCUUUAAUCCAUCAGACUGUUCACCGGUCAUUGCCCCAUGUGUGUCGAGCAGCAGACAGAUUAGCAUCUGUGCAACAUCACUUGUAACAUUUCUGUUUUCUGUGAUAAUAACCGCUCUGAAGCUGUUACAAUCAUGUGAGAGCUUAUCUCUCCGGCAGCAAGCCCAUCAUGGUGGCCUGUGGUUGGAAAUGCUAAGAAAAAGCUGACCGACUUCUUUGUCACCUGUAAAUUUCCCAUUGAAACAGUUAUGAGGAGCUGUGAUGAGUCUUAAGAAGCAUAGAAAAGUGUGAAAAACACAAAGAUCUCCUCUUCUUUUGGAAAAUGUACCGUGAUCAAACUGGGACUAAUUGAACGGUCAGCUGCUGCUCGGGUGGAGGGCUGCUGACACAAACUUUUCAACGAAGACUCUAACAAUAGAUCAUCACAUCAUUUUACUAGAGGCAGUUUCGGGGAAUUUGCUAAAACCCUGGACUAAAAACAACCCGAAACAUAGUUCGAUUAAAAACAGGAGAUGAAGUUCAUUUCACACAGAUUCACAUUUUUCUGUUUCUUUCAAUUUCUCCCUGUCUUUUAUAGUUUUUGAGAAGUUAUGCAUUUCAAAGAUGAGAGUAAGAAAAUUGAGUUACUCACCUAUUCAAUGUCUGUUUGAAGGGAAAACUGUGUUGUGAGUUUGACCGAAAUGUCCUGAAUGCUUGUAGUGAUGCUAGCAUUGACUGCUCCCUUCACUUUCUUUAUGACCCUUGUGUUUUAUUUCAGGAUGGCUGAACCGCGCUUUAACAAUCCCUAUUUCUGGCCUCCACCUCCUGCCAUGCCUGGCCAGGUGAGUGAUGCUGGUAUUCUGUCUCCUGUACACACACAUUAACCUCGACCAGCAGAGCCUUUUUUAUUGUAUGCUUUCUGUGUAAAGGUUUCUUUUGUUUGUUAAAGUAUUUUGGACAAUUUUCAGUUUAAAAGGAGUUAGAAAUCUCAUCUUCUGUGGUAGGAAUUACUUAAUCAGAUUAAUAUUCCUCUCUGACUGUAGUUUUGAUUUAUAAGAAACUGCAGCCAGCAGCAAAACAAAAACAAACUGACAACAAAAUUCUUUUAUUUUCAAUAAUUAUUUGGUAUUUUAGACUUGUCUUGGGUUCAACUCUAAAGAAGGGAAAAUUGAGAGUUUAAAGGGAUAUUAGUUUAGGGUGAAACACACCAUAACACCAAGUUAGACACCCCUUCGAGAUAUGAAUGUUGCUGACUGCUUGCUUCUCCAGUUAUACCAACUUUAGUAACGACCGCACGAUAGCAAUACACAGCGGUCUACGUCUCCACGUGCAAACCUCAACCAAAACACCACUCUAUAGCCACAAAUAAUGCUCAGAACAGCACCUAACUGCAUCAACAGUACAUAUAGGGUCCUAGCCAUAGUACUAGCCACCAAACAUCUUUUUAACUUUGCCUGAUUUCUUUAGCAAAGAGACUAAACACAACUCACCUACUCUCUUACAGCAGCCGCUUGUUCGUAGUGAGACCUCAGGCCAGUCCAUUACAGACUACAGUGGGGUGACACAGCUCAAGGAAGAACAUUUAUGAUCAUUACUUAAUCAUUUCAUGGAAGUAAUAAUCACCAUAUUAAUCAUUUUGCACUGCAAACGCGGUAGUUCUAUCCCUUUAAGACAUGCUAGUUGUCAGAUUUAUUUACUUUGGAAAAGGGCCAUUCUUGCUGUUUCCCACUGUGCCCAGUAGGGAUGGGCGAUAUGGGCUAAAGAAUUUUAAACAAUUAGAUUUGUCAUUCUGGCGAUAAACGAUUAAAGUCCCAAUAAAAAAUACAAUAAUUCCAAUCUAUAUUUUUGACUCAUUUUGUCUCGAGAAAAACCAGCUGGAAUUGUCAAAUAAGAUACUUAACCACAAGUUUGAGUGGUAAAUUAUGGAGAAAACUAAUGAGAUCAAAUAAGUCUCAAAUGUGAAAACAUUUUCAACAUUUGUUGAAAACUCUUAUUGCACAGAGUAAACAGCAGCAGCAGAUCCUCUGUUCGAUGUCAGGCAGACCUGAUCGCACUCAUCCAAGCCCCCAAUCUUGAAGGAAAUCCCUCAUGUGGAGCCUCAUUCAGUAACAAGCUGCUCAGAAACGUCUUCUUAAUCACCUUUGGCCAUGUUUGUUUGUUAUUCUGCUCUAUGUGGGCUAUGGCUGUAAGUCCAUCGCUCGCGCUUACGUCAUCAACUUGCAUUUAUCGCGCUUAUCAUGGAGGAUUUUUCUGACAAUAUUUCUAGAACGAUAAUUCACUGCCCAUCCCUAGCUCCCAGUUCGUGUACUAUCUUACUCCAGCUGUCUUUAACAACAUCUGUCCUCUCACCCUGUAAUCAGCAGGAUGCUGUUAAGCCCUCUUGUCAAAAAACCAAGCAAUUAAUUAAGACUGGGAUUCCCAAGCCAGGGUUAUUUAUCUCAGCCCAAGAUAAAAUUCAGGGGUCUUUAAGUGAUAAGUGUAUCAGAUCAGCUGAGACCAAAUGUAGAUACAAACAUUAAACACAGUGUCAUGAAAAGAUUACUCCACACUAACCAAAAAGUAAAUGAAAACCUAUUAAAAAAAUACAAAACCUACGGGAAUGACUUUUAAAAUUAAAAAAGAAAAACUGAUCUUCUUAUUUAAUUAGUUGAAAUUCAUUUAAAAAAAGAUAUUUUAGAUUAACACAUGUUUUACAAACCCCUUGAAGAUUUUGCUUUUAUUAUUUCACCUCUGCUUGUUUUGAAAUACUGGAUGGUUUUAACCCCAGCCCACAAAUAGUCCAUUAGCUCUUGUAAAAGCUUGUCCAAAGGGAAUCUCUGGGUAGUAUUUAAGUUAUAGGUGACAAUAACAGUGAGAAAGUUUUGGAUGCAGUGACACAUACCAGCCACUAGAGCCUACAGCCUCAUAAAGUAGCAUUGACUGAACUGAUUGCUGUUUUCUUGUCACAAAUGCCGUUUCCUGCCUGUCAGCUGGAUAACCUAGUCUUGAUCAAUAAAAUCAAGGAGCAGCUGAUGGCAGAGAAGAUCAGACCACCCAAUCUGCCCGCUGCCUCAGUCCCCUCCUCCCAGCAGUCCUUACUCCCCCCACACAGCCAGGCGGAGAGCGUCCAUCACGGGAUGUCCAAAGGCCAGCAGAUGCCUGUACUCCACAGCCCGUCUCAGCCUGACAUCGCUCUGCACGCGCGGCCCGCCUCCAGCUCUGUCACAGGUAGUCUGACCCCUCGAUCACAUCCACUGACUUCACUUUAUUCUGAUCCUGCUGCAGAGUUCAGCAUCAGCCUUUAUUUUUUCUGUCGUAGCAUACUGUUAUGGCGUAUUUAACAGCUCUGAAAACACACUACAGUCUCUGGAAAAUCUUAACAUCUCCUGUCUCUCUCCAGCAAUUCUGUCUCAGGCAAAAAUCUCCAUUAUACCUCUUUAGGAACUGAAGAAAACCAUUGCUCGGGAUCACAGUCAGGAAAUAAAAAAUGUUUUUAAUGUGAAUGAAAAUUUCCUGUUUGUUUUUCCAGGUCGUAUUCUGGGGGAUGUGAAUUUGAAUCUCGAUGAUAAGGCAGCUAUUAAAGCCAGAGGAUUAUGGGAAGACUGGCAUUUACGUCAACUGAUAGACCACCCCUCCAGAACAAACCACGUUUCAGGUAAGGCAGCUCGCUCAUAGAGCCGGUGUGAGGUGUGAGGGAACUUCACUGACAGCGUCUGUCUACAUUGUGCUGGAUUUAAACUAGGGCCCGACAGAUAUGGAAUUUUUGGGGCCCAGGCCAAUACCGAUUAUUAGGGGGGAAAAAAAUCUGAUUAUCGAUUAAUCGGCCGAUUUUUGAAAUUUAUUACGUUAUAAAAUAUAUAUAUAUACAGUAUAUAUAUAUAUAUAUAUAUAUACCUUUUCAGAAUCUGGCCCGACAUCUCUGAAUUUACCUAAAAAAAAAAAAAAACUGAUUUCAUUAUAUUCUUGUCUUCACCUUUGCACCCAUCAGGUGUCGCCGUGCAGUAUGUGGUGCAAUUCAUAUUUCGCACAUGAUUUAUCAAACUGUAAAGUAACAAUUACUUUUUGUUUAUUUGCACAUUUUUUAUUUAUUUUAUUUUUUAUUUAUAUCAUAUUUUUUGUUUAUUCGCAUACUUUAAUUGUAUUUUUAUUUCUUAUUUUUAAAUUUUUUAAAUUAUUAUUUUUUUCAAUUAAAGAUAGAUCUCUGAAUUUAUCUUAACAAAAAUAACUGAUUUCAUUAUAUUCUCCUCUUCACCUUUGCACCCCUCAGGUGUGGCCCUGGCAUCCAGAACAGGCAACCUAAACACCUCGGAGAUCAUCACUCCUACCACCCCCACCUCCAGCAGCCACAGCCGGCUGGGUGGAGCCCCCACACCUCACCUCAUCUCAGGAUUAACCUGCAGCCACAGCCUGGAUCCCGGGAAAAACACCGGGGGACUGGUGGGACUCCUUGGCCCUCCUCCAAAGGAAGAACGAGGGCGCAAGAAGAUCAAAGCUGAGAACGGGUCUUCACUUUUGGUGGUGCCCUACCCAAUCCUCGCCUCAGGCCACGACCAGUGCGUCACCAUCACCACCAAAGAGGGAAAAACCUACAGGUGUGUGUGAAGUAUUUGACACUCUCCUCUUACUCUCAAAUAAUUAUAACACUUCCAUGCAUUAUACUUGUUGUAUUGUAGACAUAAACGAGAUACAGAUCCUGCAGAGGUAGCAGUAGAUCAGUCUGCAGGGACUGGGCUUCGGUUACCAGUCUGACUCUUAUUAUAAACUCCUAAAACCUUCUUUUUUCUCAUUUGGCAAACUGGUGAACUAUGAGACAAUUGCAAGUUUGAUAAAAUUAAAGUUACAUCAGAGGAAAAAGAUUCAAGAAUGAUCAUCGUAGACAUCAUCGUGGUAGUAAAACAGUGUCUGUGCAUAGCUCUAGUUAACACUUUUUAAAGGUUAAAGGUUUAAAAGUUAUUUCUUUGUCUUAGACUUAUAAUGCUAUUGAGUUCCCCCUAAAUGACUGACCAUACUUCAAGUUGGGGUUUUGAGCAAGAUCCUGUCAGAAACAGAAGUGGUUAACUAGCCUGGGACCUUGCUUCUUUCUCAAUUAUGCGGCUAAAAAGGAAAAAACAUGCAAGUCACCGUUUAAAGCAAAGCAAAUAGAUCGUCACUUAUCUGACUGAGCUUCUCCUGUCUGUUUCCAGGUGUAAAGUGUGUCCGCUGACCUUCUUCUCCAAGUCAGACAUGCAGAUUCACUCCAAAACCCACACAGAGGCAAAGGCUCACAAGUGUCCUCACUGCACCAAGUCCUUCGCCAAUGCGUCGUACCUCGCCCAGCACUUGCGCAUACACCUGGGCGUCAAACCUUACCGCUGCUCGUAUUGUGAGAAAUGCUUUCGACAGCUCUCUCAUCUGCAGCAGCAUACCAGGUCUGAUCCUUUAGAUUCCAUUACAUCCAUUAUUGUUUUUUACCUGAUGUUGUGCAUGUACCAGUGCAGCACUCUGUUUUUAUAGAUACUAAAUCUAAGGAAGAUUCACUUUUAUCCUUCUAAUGAGCCUUAGUGUUGAGUCGUUCGCGAAUGAUUUGUUCAGAAGAACCAGAUCUUUUUAGUGAACGUACUUAACCGAAUCACUUCCUCAAGUGAUUCGUUUAUUUCUCACUUCAGUUGAGGGCAGCCGCCAUAGCAAGCAGCAAUGUAGGGCGAGCAGCCGACAAGCGAGGGACAGAUGCGCCAAUGCGUAAAUCACUUGGUGAACAAAUCACGCAGUGAAUUAUACUCUCUGGAAUCAUUUUUGUCUGAGGGAUAGACUUUCAUGGCGACUGUGUUCCUCGUUGUUUUAACAAAUUUAGUUCCCAAAUAAACAAUUUAAAACGUUUGGCUGGCAGUAAUGAGAAGAGAGCUGUAGCAAACUCUUGACAGGAGCGACGGAGGGAGAUAGGGGUGUGUUAUGUCCAAGUGUACCUCAGAGAAAGCUAACUUUUUUUUAAACUCAGCUAAAUUGACACCACAACAACUUGCAUACAGGAGGACACAGCAUGUAACAAAUAGUGUAUAAAACCCGCAGUUUGAGAAAUGCGUGACUGUCUGAUCCUAUCACUGCAGCGAUUUGCGAGGGAACGGUUCAUGUUCAGUGUGAAUUCUUCUCUGAAUGUCCUGUGGGGUAAACAUUCAGUGAAUGAGUCACUCACUGAGCCCAAUUUACUAAGUAGAUAAAUAGCAUGCCAUUGGACAGAACACUCAAAAAAUCAUGAUUUAUAAACAAGUUCAUUUUUAUAAACCUGUUUAUCAAAGUAACACAGCCACAACACUCUCGUCUGUGUAUCAGUUCAGGAGGUCGGAGUCGCAGCCUCCGCUGCCAAGCCAUGAAUGAUUCAGUGAUUCGGUGAACAAGUCUUUUGAACAAAUCUUUUUAGUGAACUGAUUCUAGUGAUUCAGCACAUCUAAAAGAACUGCCAUGCCCAUCACUUUUGACCCUCUGCUGUAUGAAUUUGAGUGGAAAAAGGGCAAAUUUGACCUGAAAAUCAUCACACUUACAGUACAUUUCCAGCUUAUGAAGUCCACAAAAUGGCACUUUUUUUUGCAGGGUAAAAAUGCAGGUACUUUUGGAGUUGUUCUGAGAAUCUGUGGCUGCUUUAUUUCACGUGUGUGUGCCACUAGGGAAAAGAAUAAACUGUGCCAUCCUGUUUUUUUCUACUGCAGAAUCCACACAGGAGAACGACCGUACAAAUGUGCCCAUCCUGGAUGUGGAAAAGCUUUUACUCAGCUGUCUAAUCUGCAGGUAAACAUCAACUCCUCAUCCACCUCUUUGUAAGUACUUCAAUUCACCUCAUCCUCAUUGUUUAAUUUUUGUUUUUUUUUCCUUUUAAGUCUCACCAGCGGCAGCACAACAAGGACAAACCCUUCAAAUGUUCCAACUGUUAUCGUGCCUAUUCAGACUCCGCCUCCCUGCAGAUCCACCUGUCUGCACACGCCAUCAAAAACGCCAAGGCCUAUUGCUGCAGCAUGUGUGGCAGGGCAUACACGUCUGUAAGUAAAGGAGAAGACUUAAAAGUUUGAGCUCUCGGAAACUUCAAUAUAUCUGAAGAUAUUUUCUUUCUUUUCCUGCAGGAGACGUACCUUAUGAAGCACAUGUCCAAACACACUCUGGUGGAGCAUGUCGUAUCCCAUCACUCCCCUCUGCACAGGACAGAGUCUCCCGCCAUCCCUAUACGGAUCUCCCUCAUCUGAGCUCCUCGUUAGCGUGACCCCUCUAUGGACUCUGAACCCAAAGACAGGUUCCAAAAAAAAAGUGCCGGAUCGUUCAAGUAUGUUGUGAAGAGGAGCUCUUUUAACGAGUUUUCCCUCAGUUCCUUUCAUGCUGACCAGAUAGUAUUAUCGAGGACAUCCAAAGAUGACUUCUCAGCACUUUCAGGCCUGAAAAUGACGGGCCUUAAAAUUUCUUUUUUUAUGUGACUUAACAGGAAAAAAAUAUUGUUCUGGGCAGCUACAUGGAAAAUCUUUCAAAGUAUUAUGUUAUUACACAUUAGGGUGUUUUUGUCCAUUUUUUUUGUUUUUGUUUUGUUUACAGAAAUGUCUUUGCAAAAAUAACUAAACAAAUUAUACACCAGAAAUGGUCUUCCAUUAGCUGGGUUGCCAAGUGAACAUUAAGGUGAAUGCUUAUAAAAAGUGUAUUCAUGUAUAUUGUGCUACUUUCUAUGUCUGUGUUUGCAACGUCUCACCAGUCACACUGCGCACAUAAAUCACGAGUCAAUGUUUCUGUUGUAGUAAGUCUCACCAAGUUGCCAGCUUUACCCUGACCUCAUAGAAACAUGGAUAUAUAACGAUGGUAACACUUUACAAUAACCAUCAUUUAUAAAUGGUAAAAUGACCAUUUAUAAAUGGUAAGCAGAUAAUUUAUUAAUAUUUAAUCAUCAUUUAUAAAUAUAGCAUAUGGACCAUUAAUAAGUUGUAAAUUUUACAAUUUUAAAAACCCAACCCUAAAUUUAAGUCAUUUCAAAGUCAUGUUUAUAGGUGGUUUAUAAACCAAAUAUUAAACAUUUACAAAGUGAUACUGACACACAUUUUAAUCUAGAUGUUUUACAACCAAUAUUUAAACCCUAUAUAAACCUUUAAUAAAUAGUCCAUUAAUAAUAAAUGAAAAUUAUUAAAAUUAUUAAAUUAUUAAAAUUUCAUUGCUUGUUAAUAGUAAAGCAACUGUUAACUUACAUUAAUAAACGAUCUAUUUGUCAUUUAUAAUCGGUCUAUAUGCUGAUUUUAAAUGAUAAUUAAACAUUAAUAAACAAUCUGCUGACCAUUUAUAAGUUAUGGUUUAUGUAAAGUGUUACCAUAAUGUUUUUUUCUUUUAAUGCUUUAAACUACACUCAAGCAGUCCUCAAGGUUAAUAAUCUCAAAACCCCGUACCUAAGUGUUUGGUGGAAAGACAACCUCACUAACUCAAGUUAGACUCUGUUUUCAUGUACAAGAAGAGUUAAAAAAUGUGUUUUGUAAAUUUUACUGAAGCCCCCCUGAUACUCUCAUAAUUUACUUGCAUUAAACUUGCUAUAUUCACGAUUAUGUUUUAUAUAUUUUAUUGAAAGAGUACCUCUUAUUGUCCGAAUUUCAUCUGUGCUAUUACGUAGUGAUUAGACUGAAAUGUAACAUUCACUGUGCUGCUGCCACAUGAACAGAUGUGGCACUUUCCCGGAAAUCGUCAAGUUUUUGGGGUUCUCACUGAAACAGCAUCCUUCUUAUAAAGAUUCAGUUUUAUGUUGUUUGAUGAAUAAACACUAGCUGGUUUAUAUGCAUUUAAGCCUUAACUUUGUUACUACUCUCGGGUCCAGGUUGUUGUGCUGACACUUCUCAGUUGCCCUUGAUGUCAUUAUAGCAUGAUAUAUACUUCUGUAAAUAAACUAUGUUAACUGUUAACCUGUUUUAUAAUAAAUAAUUCUAUUAUUAUGAGAAUAUCAGAA
Messenger RNA from Xyrichtys novacula (pearly razorfish), 12794 nucleotides. The record is from the annotation of a GenBank genome assembly. NCBI's taxonomy places the organism in Eukaryota, Metazoa, Chordata, Actinopteri, Labriformes, Labridae.